CAACCACCUCGGUUGUACUUGAGGUAAAAUAUGGCCAGACUUCAGAUGUUCGUUCAGUUUCUUCUUAUGGUCUUUGCAGAAUCAACACUUGGACUGGACUGCAGUCGACUCACAGUCCAUGAGGGUCCCAGAUCCACUGGCGUCUUCAUGGUGACUGAAGGAGGACAAUACGGCUUCAACUUUACAGAGGCAAUAGCGACCUGUCAAUAUCUAAAUGUCACUAUAGCAACCAAAGCACAGAUAGAACAAGCACUAGCACAUGGCCUGGAGACGUGCAAAUUUGGAUGGAUAGCAGAACAAAUCGCUGUCGUCCCACGAAUGGCAGCUGUUAAAACCUGUGGAAACGACAAAACAGGGGUGGUACCAUGGAACGCGGAACCACAGAAGAAGUUUGGAGUCUACUGCUUCAAUGCAUCAAAUUUAGAGGAAACAAAAAGUUCAACAUCUGUCCCACAAACAGCCACGUCAUCUUCAUCCAUAUUCAUCCAUCUGACACAAAAAUCUACAACACCCAUCAAACCUGUCCUCAGAUCCACAACCGAAGCCCAGUCUGCAACGAUAGCAACGACUGAAAGGACACGUUUCUUUUCAGCCUUUACGUCUACGAUCCAGACAACGCGUACAACUACCACGUCCUUCAGCUCACGUUCUCCUAACACUUUGUCCACCUCUAUGUUGACUCUUCCUCCUCGUGUCAUCACUUCAUUACCUGCUGAUGUCAGUCUCACGUUAACUGCUCACACCUUUGACUCGUCCGUGUCUUCGGCACCGGCCUCCUCUGUGAGCUCUGCACGGCCUCGGUUAGGAGCAUUAUCGAUCGUGCUCAUUGUUCUCUGCAUCAUUGUCCUGAUCCUCACAGCAGGGGGUGCUGCCUCCUACUACAAAUGGAGCUUUUUUUCGUCAUGGCCUCAGGGGCAGCAGAAGGACGACGUGGAGACAGAGAUGUGGAAGCAGACGGGCAGCGAGAUGGACCUACACAUUCAACACGAACAAGAAGAAGAAGAAGAAGAAGCAGACAGGAAGUAUGGCAGCGAUGCUACGCUGUGUAUGAACCCAGACCUCAAAUCAAAGUGCUGAGUUGACUUUCACAUGUUUCUGCAGUUGAAUUUAUAUUCAGCAACACAAGACAAAUGACAAAUACAAUCUAAUGGCCUAAUCCCAGUUCACCCCUUGGCCCUCCCUCUUACCCCUCACUGGUGAUGCCUAUCAUAUCAUUGCAUUUUGUAUUGUACAAGAGACAAGAUAGACAUUGGCAUCAUUUUAUAUAAAAAAAAAGCUCUUGUUGGAAAAUAGCCCCCCUACACUUAAGGGCGACUGUGGCUAAGGAGGAAGAACAGGUUGUCAGAUAACCAGUUUAUAUACAUUUAUACAAUAGAUUUAUAUAUUUUCCACUAGAAAAAAUAUGUAAAGUGAAUAUAUUUUAAUGCACAUUAAUAAAUAUAAACAGAAAUUAUAAACAUCAUUAUGAAUAACUAAGUAAUCUGUUCAUGCUUUGCCUUCACAUGUGAUAUACACUACUGGUCAAAAGUUUUACAACACCCCAAUUUUUCCAGUUUUGUUUUGAAAUUCAAGCACU
Sphaeramia orbicularis (orbiculate cardinalfish) is the source of this 1576-nucleotide messenger RNA. RefSeq names its product lymphatic vessel endothelial hyaluronic receptor 1b (gene lyve1b). The transcript has 6 exons. The record is from RefSeq and is a predicted model, not a curated record. NCBI's taxonomy places the organism in Eukaryota, Metazoa, Chordata, Actinopteri, Kurtiformes, Apogonidae. The coding region runs from base 31 to 1077 and encodes 348 amino acids. Gene Ontology annotation, molecular function: transmembrane signaling receptor activity; hyaluronic acid binding. Gene Ontology annotation, cellular component: plasma membrane. Gene Ontology annotation, biological process: cell adhesion.